Molecule: messenger RNA, 3594 nt
Organism: Sinocyclocheilus grahami
Lineage: Eukaryota; Metazoa; Chordata; Actinopteri; Cypriniformes; Cyprinidae
Gene: myo6a
Product: myosin VIa
Exons: 31
Coding region: 70-3486 (1138 amino acids)
Biological process (GO): actin filament organization; inner ear morphogenesis; actin filament-based movement
Cellular component (GO): myosin complex; actin cytoskeleton; plasma membrane
Molecular function (GO): actin filament binding; ATP binding; microfilament motor activity
Source: RefSeq, a predicted model, not a curated record
CGGAGCUCAUGUGAAAGCCUGCACUCUUCCCCGACGGACUGCACGCGCGGAGAGCGACGGAGCGGUGAAAUGGAUGAUGGAAAGCCGGUGUGGGCGCCCCACCCUACGGAUGGGUUCCAGCUGGGCAGAAUCAUCGACAUCAGUGCCGAUAGUCUGACCAUCGAGCCUCUCAACCAGAGAGGGAAGAAUUUUCAAGCUCCUGUCAAUCAAGUCUUCCCUGCUGAAGAUGAUGUCAACAAACAUGUGGAGGACAACUGCUCACUGAUGUACUUGAAUGAAGCCACGCUACUAAAUAAUGUCCGUGUGCGCUACAGUAAAGAUAAGAUUUAUACGUUUGUUGCCAACAUCCUGAUUGCUGUGAAUCCAUAUUUUGAGAUUCCCAAGCUGUAUUCUCCAGAGACCAUUAAACAGUACCACGGCCGGUCGCUGGGCACGCUGCCUCCUCACGUCUAUGCAAUUGCGGAUAAAGCUUAUCGUGACAUGAAGGUGUUAAAGAUGAGUCAGUCCAUCAUUGUGUCGGGAGAGUCAGGAGCCGGAAAAACCGAAAACACCAAGUUUGUUCUCAGGUACUUAACUACAUCUUAUGGUACAGGUCAAGACAUUGAUGAAAGAAUAGUUGAAGCAAACCCACUGCUCGAGGCGUUUGGAAAUGCCAAAACUGUCCGAAACAACAACAGCAGUCGCUUUGGGAAGUUUGUGGAGAUUCACUUUAAUGAAAAGAAUGCAGUAGUAGGUGGUUUCGUGUCCCAUUACCUGCUGGAGAAGUCCCGUAUCUGCACGCAGGGCCAGGAGGAGAGGAACUAUCACAUCUUCUACAGGCUGUGCGCUGGAGCUCCUGAAGACAUCAAGGAGAAGUUCCACCUCAGCUCUCCAGACUGCUUCAGGUAUCUAAGUCGAGGAUGCACAAGGUACUUUUCUACCAAGGAUUCAGACAAGCUGAUACCUCAAAACCGCAAGAGUCCAGAGGAUGAGAAGCAUCUGAAGGCAGGUCCUCUAAAAGACCCUCUACUGGACGAUCAUGCCGACUUUAACAGAAUGUGUGUGGCCAUGAAGAAGAUCGGUCUGGAUGACACGGAGAAGCUCAACAUGUUCAGGGUGGUGGCUGGGGUGUUGCACCUCGGAAACAUUGAUUUCGAGGAGGCUGGAAGCACCUCAGGUGGCUGUGUCUUGAAGAAGACGUGCAGUCAGCCGUUAGAGUUCUGUGCGGAGCUGUUGGGUCUGGAUGAGGAAGAUCUGAGGGUCAGUCUGACCACCAGAGUCAUGCACACCACUGCAGGGGGCGCUAAAGGCACAGCCAUCAAGGUUCCUCUGAAGGUGGAGCAGGCCAGCAGUGCUCGUGAUGCUCUGGCUAAAGCCAUCUACAGCCGUCUCUUCGAUCACGUGGUCACCAGGAUCAACCAGUGCUUCCCCUUCGACUCGUCUGCUCACUUCAUCGGUGUGCUGGACAUCGCUGGCUUUGAGUAUUUCGAGCACAACAGUUUUGAGCAGUUCUGCAUUAACUACUGUAAUGAGAAACUCCAGCAGUUCUUCAAUGAGCGCAUUCUCAAAGAAGAGCAGGAAUUGUAUCAAAGAGAAGGUCUGGGGGUCAAUGAGGUCCAUUACGUUGAUAAUCAGGACUGUAUAGACUUGGUGGAGGCGAAGUUAGUUGGCGUCUUGGAUAUCUUGGAUGAAGAGAACCGGCUACCUCAACCCAGCGACCAGCACUUCACUGAAACCGUCCACGGCAAACACAAGGACCAUUUCCGCCUGACUGUUCCCAGAAAGUCCAAGCUGACAGUGCACAGGAACGUCAGAGACGACGAGGGCUUCAUCAUAAGACACUUUGCUGGAGCAGUCUGCUAUGAAACGACUCGGUUUGUGGAGAAGAAUAACGAUGCUCUUCACACUUCCUUGGCGAGUCUGGUGAGCGAGUCGAAGGACAAAUUCAUCGGAGAGCUCUUCGAGAACUCCAACCACUCCAAAGACACCAAGCAGAAGGCCGGCAAACUGAGCUUCAUCAGUGUAGGCAACAAAUUCAAGACUCAACUGAAUAUUCUUCUGGAAAAGCUGCACAGUACUGGUUCAAGUUUUGUCCGCUGUGUGAAGCCCAAUCUGAAGAUGGUCAGCCAUCAUUUUGAGGGCGCUCAGAUUCUGUCUCAACUACAGUGCUCAGUUAGGAUCGAUGGGCUGGUGAAGGCACGUAACCUGAAGAAGAGGAUGGAGAAGCUGAAUGAGGUGGUGUCUGGACUAAAGGAGGGAAAACAGGAGAUGAGCAAACACAUGCAGGAACUCGAUUCCUCUAUCAACGCCCACAUACUCAAGAUAAAGAGCACUGUAAUGAGCCGCAUAGACAUCGACCAUGAGCACCAGGCUCUGGUCACUCGCUCGCAGGAGCUACUCAGCGCCAUGCAGAAGAAGAAGCAGGAGGAGGAGGAGAUGGAGCGUCUGAGACGCAUCCAAGAGGAAAUGGAAAGAGAGAGGAAUAGACGUGAGGAAGAGGAGCAGAAGCGCAAACAAGAGGAAGAGGACAGACGCCUGAAAGCCGGGAUGGAGUUGAAGAGGAAGCAGGAAGAAGAAGAGCGCAAGAAAAGAGAGGAGGAGGAGAGGAGACUGCAGGAGGAGAUGGAGCUGCAGCUGCAGGCGGAGAGGGAGCAGGAGACGGCCCGACAGCCCGUGCUGGAGCAAGAGCGGCGAGACCGAGAGCUGGCCCUGCGGAUCGCUCGGAGCGAGGCUGAGCUCAUCCCAGAGGAGACGCCCGUGGAAGCCGGACUGCGCAGUGUUGCACCACCACCACAAAAACUCAAGAGCUUGACCAUGGAGGAAAUGGCCAAGGAAAUGUCUGAUCUUCUGGCUCGAGGUCCACAGGUGACUGCCACAAAUGCUCAAGCUGAUGUGAAGAAAUAUGAACUCAGCAAGUGGAAAUAUGCUGAAUUACGGGACGCCAUCAAUACAUCCUGUGAUAUCGAGUUGUUAUCUGCGUGUCGUGAGGAGUUUCACCGCAGACUGAAGGUCUAUCACGCGUGGAAGUCAAAGAACAAGAAACGCAACACUCAGGAUGAGCAGAGAGCACCAAAAGCCAUCACAGACUAUGCCCAGCAGAACCCGGUUGUGCCUGUGGUGCCCCGGCAGCAAGAGAUCGUCAUGAACAGACAGCAGCGCUUCUUUCGCAUUCCCUUCAUCCGACCAGGAGACCAAUACAAAGACCCUCAGAACAAGAAAGGAUGGUGGUAUGCACACUUUGAUGGGCCUUGGAUUGCCAGACAGAUGGAGCUGCACCCGGAUAAACACCCCAUUCUGCUGGUGGCAGGUAAGGAUGAUAUGGAGAUGUGUGAGCUGAGUCUGGAGGAGACCGGUUUGACUCGGAAGCGUGGUGCUGAGAUUCUGCCGCGCCAGUUUGAGGAGAUCUGGGAACGCUGUGGAGGAAUUCAGUACCUUAAAAACGCCAUAGAGAGCAGGCAGGCCCGACCCACGUACGCCACUGCCAUGCUGCAGAGCAUGCUCAAAUAAACACACACAUAACAGCUCUAGUUCCAUAAGGGAAUCUACCAACUCCUACAUAACCAGCACUGACUUUCAUUUAGUUCUUCUUUUUUUUUUUAGUCUUUUAAUAUUCUU